Messenger RNA from Pediculus humanus corporis (human body louse), 216 nucleotides. RefSeq lists its product as uncharacterized. Bases 1 to 216 code for a protein of 71 amino acids. The transcript is spliced from 2 exons. Lineage: Eukaryota; Metazoa; Arthropoda; Insecta; Psocodea; Pediculidae. The record is from RefSeq and is a predicted model, not a curated record.
AUGAAUUCAACAUCUCUUUUUAUCCCCGUUUGCUUUUCUCCUCCUCCUCCUCCUCUCCCCGAUAUCAUUUGGGAACAAGAAUUUUUUUUUGACGGAGGGAGGCGGCAGAAAGGGGCAAAGGAAUAUUCUCCAGUCUUAUCCAGACUUUUCCAGUCUUCUCCAGAAUUUUCUCCAGAAUUCUCCAGUUUUCUCCAGGAUAUUUUUAGACUUCUCUAG